AUGUCCUCAAAAGAUAUAGAUGUGAUAUUGGAAGGUAUAAUAUCCUCUUUGGAUGAAACAAGAGGGCUCGUGGAUGGGUUGUCUAUAAAAAAUAAAGAGAGUCCAUUCUCCUCGCUAGUGGAAGACCUAUUACAAAAAUUGAAUCAAGAAAAGUUAGAAGGAGUUUCUUUACUCGCAUUGAAAAAUAAUUCACUCUUAUCAUAUAUUAACAAUUUAGUCUUGAUAGUGUUGGGACAUUUAAAAAGAGUAAAUGGUUCUUGUAAUGAUGAAGUUUUAGAGGAUGCUGUGAAAGGCUCAAUUGUACAAAGAGUAACUUUGGAGAAAGGAAUAAAGCCACUUGAGAAAAAAUUAAAUUAUCAGUUAGAUAAGAUGAUCAGAUCAUAUCAUCGAAUGGAGGCUGAGAACAAGAAACAGGAGGAAGAAUUAGAUGGAAAGAUGCGCUCUAGAUCGAGCGAAGGAGGAAAUUCAAGUUCUGCUAAUAGCAGUGACGUUUCUAGUGGUGAAGAAGAAGAAGACGAACUAUCAUUAAAACCAGAUUCUUCUGCGCUCGCUAAGUUGACGAAAGAAGAGAAGUCUAAUCCAAUAACAGGAAAGGAGAAAUAUAGACCGCCAAAGAUAUCUGCUGUUGCCCCUCCUACUCAGCAGUUUGAUACAAAGAGACAGCACUCAGGAAGGAAACUUCAGAGUAUGGAGGAAUAUUUGAGGGAUUCUUCUGAUUUGCCUCAAGUAGAAACUUCGAUCGGCUCCACAAUUGUGGAUAGUGGACGUGGUGGUGUAAAAACUAAUGCAGAACGUGAAAAGGAAAAAGAGAUACAAAGCUACGAAGAAAACAACUUUGUAAGAUUGCCUCAAACUCAAAUGAAAAAAUCUUUCAAGGACAGAGAGAGAGAAAAGGUGAACAAUUUUGCUGGUGAAGACUGGUCCAUGUUCAACAAUAACAGGAAAAUCAGUGAUGACACUUCUAGAAAGAGAAAAUCCAAGUCUGCUUGGGACAGAGCGAAAAGAAAACACACGUAA
Priceomyces carsonii is the source of this 1017-nucleotide messenger RNA. RefSeq lists its product as uncharacterized. The transcript has a single exon. Lineage: Eukaryota; Fungi; Ascomycota; Pichiomycetes; Serinales; Debaryomycetaceae. Gene Ontology annotation, cellular component: nucleolus; small-subunit processome. The coding region runs from base 1 to 1017 and encodes 338 amino acids. The record is from RefSeq and is a predicted model, not a curated record. Gene Ontology annotation, biological process: maturation of SSU-rRNA from tricistronic rRNA transcript (SSU-rRNA, 5.8S rRNA, LSU-rRNA).